CGAGCAGAGCGGAGGGAGCGCGGCCUCUGCCCGGCGCGGAGGCUCCGCGGGCCGGCGGUUCCGAGCUCGCCGCAGCGGUGGCGCCCUCAGAGCGGCUGGACAGGCCCCGUCGCGCCAUGCCCGCGGGCUGAGCGCCGCCGCCGUAGGGCCUCGUCCCGCCUCCCGUGGGGGCCGGGUGCGCCCAGGCCGGGGCCCCGGCGGCCGACCAUGGUGCUGCCGCCCCCGGACCGGCGCCACGUGUGCCUGACCACGCUGGUGAUCAUGGGCAGCAUGGCCGUCAUGGACGCGUACCUGGUAGAGCAGAACCAGGGCCCGCGCAAGAUCGGCGUGUGCAUCAUCGUGCUGGUGGGCGACGUGUGCUUCCUGCUGGUGCUGCGUUACGUGGCCGUGUGGGUGGGCGCCGAGGUGCGCACGGCCAAACGCGGGUACGCCAUGAUCCUCUGGUUCCUCUACAUCUUCGUGCUGGAGAUCAAGCUCUACUUCAUCUUCCAGAACUACAAGGCGGCGCGGCGAGGCGCGGCCGACCCGGUGGCGCGCAAGGCGCUGACGCUGCUGCUGUCGGUGUGCGUGCCGGGCCUCUUCCUGCUGCUCGUGGCGCUCGACCGCAUGGAGUAUGUGCGCACGUUCCGCAAGCGCGAGGACCUGCGCGGCCGCCUCUUCUGGGUGGCGCUGGACCUGCUGGACCUGCUGGACAUGCAGGCCAAUCUGUGGGAGCCGCCGCGCACCGGGCUGCCGCUGUGGGCCGAGGGCCUCACCUUCUUCUACUGCUACAUGUUGCUGCUGGUGCUGCCGUGCGUGGCGCUCAGUGAGGUCAGCAUGCAGGGCGAGCACAUCGCGCCGCAGAAGAUGAUGCUCUACCCCGUGCUCAGCCUCGCCACCGUCAACGUGGUGGCCGUGCUGGCGCGGGCCGCCAAUAUGGCGCUCUUCCGUGACAGCCGCGUCUCGGCCAUCUUCGUGGGCAAGAACGUGGUGGCGCUGGCCACCAAGGCCUGCACGUUCCUCGAGUACCGUCGCCAGGUGCGCGAUUUCCCGCCGCCAGCGCUCGCGCUGGAGCUGCAGCCGCCGCCCCCGCAGCGCAACUCCGUGCCGCCGCCCCCGCCGCUGCACGGUCCGCCUGGCCGCCCCCGCGGGCCCUCGCCCACGCGUGACGCCCUGGGCACGUGACAGGGCCCGCGCGGCUUGCAUGGGAUGGGGUGGGGGCGGGCUCCCCACAGGGCUCGGGGCCCGCGGCCGCUUCUUCAUCUCAGGAAUCCCUUGGACCGUGGACUCGCAGCCCCGCUUCCGCAGCGCGUGGGCCGGUGUGUGCUUGGCCUGGGCGCGCCCCUCCUGUGGGGGCCUGGGGCAGGAGGGAGGACAGAGCGGGCGGAGGUCUGGUCCCUUGGGGGUCCCUUGGUGGGGGCCUCUGGCUCAGAGUUUGGGGCCAGGGAGGCCGCUGUCAUUUUAAAGA
Molecule: messenger RNA, 1447 nt
Organism: Zalophus californianus (California sea lion)
Lineage: Eukaryota; Metazoa; Chordata; Mammalia; Carnivora; Otariidae
Gene: TMEM121
Product: transmembrane protein 121
Exons: 2
Coding region: 208-1164 (318 amino acids)
Source: RefSeq, a predicted model, not a curated record